CUCACUCAUUAAGCAGAUUUUAAUUGCUGAAAUUUCACUGAGUCAACCCCAGAGUCCAAAAGUUACUUGCUUACUGUCAUAAAAAAAAGGUUGCCAGUUUUUUAUCGUCUCUAUAGGGUUUUUUUUGCGUGUGUGUGGAUUUUUAUUCCUAAAUCAUGAGCGAAGAGGCCAAAACAGAGCCGUCAUGUGGGGAGCACAGCGAAGGUGUCCCCUGGUACCCCCUGAGAAAAUGGUGGCAGUCCAGCAGGCUUUUCAAUCAGGAUGUUGGCCUGCCGCCUGUCCUGGAGCCAGGGGACCUUCGGUGGAUGGAUGUGGACCGGCUCCAGAGGAGUCUGGCAGCCUGUUCCUGGCCAGGGUACAUACCCGCUCCAAUGUUUGUGCCCUACAUCUCUGGGUCGAUGCAUCAUCCCGGCCAGAAGAUUAGUAAGGAGCAGUACAAGUGGAGGGUCAGCCUGGAUGUGUCUCACUUCUUCCCCUCGGAGAUUUCUCUCAGCGUCAAAGACGGAUUCCUGGAGGUCGGAGGGAAACACGAGGAGAGGCCAGACGAGCAUGGAUUUAUUGCCAGAUGUUUUACAAGGAAAUACAGGCUCCCACCUGAGAUCGAUGCAACCAAAAUAGCCUCCACACUUUCUGUCGAUGGCAUCCUGAAUGUGGAAGCUCCAGUUUCCGAAACCUCUGUUCCUGCAACCGUCAUCAUUCCCAUAAAGGUGGAGCUGGAGGCGACUGCAGAGAAACAGGAGAAAGAAGAAGCCCCUGAUGCAAAACCAGGGGCAACUGAGGCCUCGGAUUCUCCAUCUGCACAGGGUGAAGGCAAAGAGUCUCCAUUAGAGGUCCAUGGCGACCAGGCCCAACCUGGCAGCGCCACAGAUGGGCCACAGCAGCAUGAAGAGAGAAGGGAACAGGAGGAGGAGGAGGAGACCCAUGAAAAGCCAGCUGGAGAGUCCCACCCUUCAGCGCCUGUCGGUGGCGAAGACCCAGACGGUCUUCAAGAUUCUUCUCAGCAGCAUGAAGCCCAGGAUGCAGAAGAGUCCAAGCAGCCAGAACACAAAGAAGCAGCCGUGGAUGGAGAGAUCCAGGUAAUGGCAGGCUCAGGGGAGGCUGCUGAGGAGAUCGCCCACCCUGAGGAGCCAGAGCUGGGCAAGAGUCCACCGAGCGAGGUCCAGAGCCAGGAGCUGGAGGCCCCCGACAUAAAACAAGAACGCACUGAGUAGAAACACAAAUAUGGCCAAAAUGUUGCACACAGCAUUAUGACAAAGUAGUGUCACUGCCUGCAAAGCUUGCACCAGCUCUCCAGAUGCAUUUUAGUCCAUAGAUAACAGCCAUAUAAAGCAUGCUGUCUUUGGAGCUCCAAUAAAGCAAUAGCAUGUGAACAUCUUAAA
This is a messenger RNA of Epinephelus fuscoguttatus (brown-marbled grouper), 1379 nucleotides long. Its product is annotated as heat shock protein beta-1. Gene Ontology annotation, biological process: response to heat; protein refolding. Gene Ontology annotation, molecular function: protein folding chaperone. The record is from RefSeq and is a predicted model, not a curated record. NCBI's taxonomy places the organism in Eukaryota, Metazoa, Chordata, Actinopteri, Perciformes, Serranidae. The transcript is spliced from 4 exons. Bases 156 to 1211 code for a protein of 351 amino acids.